AUGGCCCCUCCUACUCCCACCUCUAACCCUUUCGCCGCCAUGAGGAACUUUGGUGGUAUGGUGUCGUCUGCUCUUUCCUUCGGCGACAGAUCUCGCCAAGUCUCCUCCCUCGGCCUCGGCACCCUCUCUUUGGGGGAGCCGUCUGGCGAUGUCCCGCCUCCUCGCUCCGCUUCUCCUCCCGCCGGUCCUCCCGUUGGUUCUCCCUCUGCUUCUCCUCCUCCUGGUUCUCGCUCUGCUUCCCCUCCUGCCGCCAGCCCUCGCCGCAGGACGCCCGCCUUUCGUCCUGACUUCGAAGGAAAAGGGGGUGAUUAUAGUGAUGAGGAUGAUAGAAUCGUGUCGGAGGGUGAAACCGAGUUAGAGGAACACUCGGAUGAUGAUAUGGUGGCGGUUAGUGUAGAGGACAACAACGUAGAUAGUCCUGAGCAAACGACGCCGUUCCCUCUCUUCUUCUUCUUCUUCCUCUUCUUCUUCUUCCUCUUCUUCUUCCUCUUCCGGGGUUCUCCCCCUUCCGGGGUUCUCCCCCCCCCCAACGCCAUCGCCGCUGCCGCCGCUGCUGCCGCCGCCCGCUCUGCCGCCGCCAUCGCUCCUGCUGCCGCCGCCGGUCCUGCUCCCGCCGCCCCCGUCGCUGCUCCCCCCCCUUCUCCCAGAGGGGAGCCUUCGCCCAAACGGGUGAAGAGAUCACUGCGGGAAGAAGAGUACUUGUGGGAGAAGAUGAAGUCCGAGCCUGGUCGUUGGAUCGCGGUUGGUGUUGACGAAGCGUGUGAUCGUUGCCGACGUGAGAUUAUCACGUAUAAUCGUCCAAACUGGCCCUGCCUCAAGGCAGUCAGGCCACACAACAAGGCCCUCCGUUGUGCUUCAUGCACGUCUGGCCCCUGCUCCUUCUGUCCCGUUUCCUCUGCCCGGGACAUCCCGCCCCGUCCCUUCGACGCUUCUCCUCUCCCCCCUCCCCAGACUCCAGCGUCUGUCCCCCGUUCGCGGGUACCGCCUUCGUCUCUCCGGUCGGUUCGCCGUACUUCGCCGGACCUCCGCCCGUCGCCUCCGUCGCCGUCGCCCUUCGCUCCUGUGGCCGGCCCAUCACGUCUCCCGGCUGUUCCUCCUUCGUCUUCUCGCCGUCCUUCGGCCUCUGCUCCUUCGGCCUCCCGUCCUUCGGCCUCUCGUCCUUCGGCGCCACGUCCGUCCUCUCCAGUGGUAGCUUCUCCUCCGGCUCACAGCACCCGAAGUCGGCGUCCUUCUGUUCCUCCGGCCACUUCGGCGGCCCCUCCCGUCACCCCUCCCUCUGCUUCCCAGAAGACACCGAAGUCUUCUUUAAAGAAAUCAAAAGGGAAAUCUAAAGAGAAGGAGGUUGCCUUCAAUGAUGGUGAUGUGGAAGGUGAAGAUACUCAGCGUGCUGGUCCCUCUGCUCCCCGGUUGUCCCUCGUCCACCCUCGUAUCUCCCUGGACGUCCGUAUUCCUGAGGACGAAAAGGAAUUCGCCACUUAUCGUUCUCUCGUCCUCGGUCUCACUACUCAGCUCGAGGCCGCCCGAAAUGAUACAUCUCUCCUGCUUGACUUCUCUUCUCGUCAAGCUAACGCUUUAAACAAUCUCACUGCGGCGUUAGUAGAUGUAGUCAACACUGAGGCUCUGGACGACGAAGCAAGGACAAGGUUAGCGGACGUCUCUCGCCGAAGCCUUACUGAGAUAGCCAAUGUUCGCCGAAGACUGUUCGACACCCCCUUCCUAGUCACUCCUAUGGCGUAUGAGCCACCACCGUCCCUUGACUGGUUAGGUCGCCGUAGUAGUUCUCGUGUCCCAGCUUCCGCCCAGACUGCUCUCGACCUCCUCAGUCUUCCCUUCGAGUGUCUACGGACCAUACGUUCUCUGUGGAGGACUCCGAGCAUGCAAGCUGCUCGAGAUGUCCAGGACUUCGGUGACUUCUUUGGGGCUAUGAAUCGGGCAUGGAAUGCUUCUCUCUCUACUGCGUUCCCGUCUGAGACUCUCGAUCUACCUUCGGUCAUCGGUAGCCUCCAUACCAAUCCCGCGGGACCGAGUAGAUCGAAGGAGAAAGGAAAAGGAAAAGGUAAGGGUAAGAGUAAGGACAAGUGA
This is a messenger RNA of Tremella mesenterica DSM 1558, 2082 nucleotides long. RefSeq lists its product as uncharacterized. The coding region runs from base 1 to 2082 and encodes 693 amino acids. The record is from RefSeq and is a predicted model, not a curated record. The transcript is spliced from 5 exons. NCBI's taxonomy places the organism in Eukaryota, Fungi, Basidiomycota, Tremellomycetes, Tremellales, Tremellaceae.